Molecule: messenger RNA, 6974 nt
Organism: Porites lobata
Lineage: Eukaryota; Metazoa; Cnidaria; Anthozoa; Scleractinia; Poritidae
Source: the annotation of a GenBank genome assembly
GCUCCUCCACGUAACUCAGAGUGUUUGCAGACUUGCUCCUCAACUUGGGCUUAAGUUAUCGAUCAAGGUAAUGAGAUUUGCCUGCUAUCGCUUAGCGUUCUUUGUAAUAUUUUACAUAUCCUUGCUUUCCACCGGGGUCUAAAGCUUCACAAACCACAAAUAGUUCGUAAGUGUUACGUAACUCCAUUGAGAAAACUACUAUUCCGUUAGCUUUUUAAAGUAUUGACCGAUGAUCUGCAUUUGUUGAUUAACGGAGUUGAAAAAACUGUAGGGAAUUUAAAAAUGGAAAAUAUCCGUCCGUAAGGUAAAACCUGUCUUCGUUUAUUUCGUGACCGAUUUCGUGGCAUUGCUGGCGGCUAUAUAUUGCGGGGCUUUCACUCUUGAACAGUCCGUCGUUGACGUUUACAUGAGAAUUUUUUUGUUAAGCUUUUUAAACUCUAGCCAAUACACGUGACAAGAAUCCAAAAGCUUAUUUGAACAAGAAAGCGAUCUCGUUUAAUGAUCGUUUAAAAACCAUUAUGUUGUCCUAUUGAUCACAUUUACAAAUUUUAUCGUUCAAAAUUAUGUAAACUUACUGCAUUAUUCAUGUUCAAACCAGCCCAGUCAAAACCUCUGUGGGGACAUUUCGUUCUUUAUCCGCAGCCACCGUAAGGAUGGCAGGUUUUUGAAUAGGGAGGAAUGGAUGUUUUCUCCAGAGAAGCUGACAAAAUGUGAACUGAUAAGGUGCUGAGGAAAAAUCAACCCCGCUGAUCUCAUUUUUCAGAGAGUGCCGACAGGGAAUUAAGGGUUUGGAUUCCAUCCAUCUUUGAUUUUAUCUGGAAAGGAAAGGAUAACGUUAAACGCUCUGCACUUUAAUACUAGUGAUAUCGAAGAUGGAGGAGUUAAAGCCCCACAUUACAAUUCCAUAAUUGAAAGACAAAGAGUACUUUGCUGCAAGAAAUUGGCAAAUGAUCAACAGAGUGGAUGGAAAACAAUCCUAUUCUGACUUUGAUUUGAAGAAAUUGUCAAUCAAAUUACCAGCCUUUCAUGAAGAAUGCUUAAAAUUUUUUGUAAAGUGCUCUGCUGUAAAUAUUUUAAAUAUACAGGAUUUAAAUGAAAAAGACUUGUCAAAAGUUAUCUUAUGGAACAACAAAUUUAUUUGUAUCGGUGACAAGUCUGUGUAUUUUCGAAAUCUCGCUUAGAAAUUAGGGAUCCUUUGAGUGGGUGAUUUAAUCUCAAAUAAAAAUGAACUUAUAAUCAAAAGUGAGUUGAGAGUCUUGCACCUUUUGCCCUUGGAAGCCUUUAGGCUUAAGCUUGUAUCUUUAAAAUAGAGGCUCUACCAACUCAAUGGCGUGAAUGGUUGAAAACCUGCAUCUCGACAGGUGACACAUCAUUCAAUUUGCAUGGUGAGAUUAAGUUAAGCUUAAGUGGUCAAGUUGUUUUACUUGAAAAAGGGUAUUCGAAAAUUGUUUAUGAAGAACUUCGAAACAGAAUCGUCACUCCACCAACUGCUAAACUAAAGUUUAAUACUCAUUUUGUUAAUGACACUUUGAAUUGGAAAAAAAUUAUAGCUUGCCAUAUCGUGUUGCCGUGGAUACAAAGACUCGCGAAUUUCAAUAUAAAUUACUAAACAGAUGCCUUGUGACAAAUACCCUCUUAUGCAAAAGUGGUAUUAUAUCAUCUCCAGCGUGCUCCUUAUGUGGUGAAUCGUAUGAAUCCCGCGAACAUCUUUUCGUGUCUUGUCAUUAUACUAAGAAUUUCUGGUCUGAGGUUACAAAAUAGCUCGUUGAUCAUAAGGUCAAGAUUGAAAAUCUUUCAGACAAAGAUAUACUGUUUGGUAUUGUUGGAUGUGAGGACGAGAUUUUUGUGAAUCGUCUUUUAUUGCAGGCAAACAAUAUCUAUACCCUUGUAUACAGAACAAAAUAAUAUUCUCCCUUCAUUAGAGUUCUUAAUUCCAAAAUUAAUACCGUUUUCUUAAUCGUUUGGAAUUCCUCACAGAUAAGUGGAGAACUAAUGUCCUGAACCAAAAAGCAGCGAACUGGAAAUUGUUUACAUGGAAAAGCAUGUAAAAUGGUGUCAAUGCUUGCCCCUCAUGUGUUCUCUCAAUCUCUGUGUCUUUCAGUGCAAAUGAUGGUCCCACUUGGACAUAUAUAUAUAGUGAAGCUGUAGUUAUACAGUUUAUUGAUCUAACUACACAAUCAUUUAAAGUUUAAUGGUAGCAGUGAACUUGGUUCUGAAGUGCAGAUUGCUUUGCUUUAGCUGGAGUAAUAAAAGGUUUUCAACACUUAACCUACCGUAAAAUUCCAAAAAUAAGCCCCUCCAUGUAUAAGCCCCUCCAAAUAUAAGCCCCUCAAACCGGUAACCCAAAAAACCCUCCGUUAAAUCACCCCUCUAAAUAUAAGCCCCCCGGGGGCUUGUACUUGGAAAAUUGCCCUCAAAUACAAAGUAAAACAUAGCAAAAACAGUAAAUUUACUUCCAACUAUAAGGCUAGCCCAAUCGAUUUUGAAAUGCAAACUUCCCUCAGUAGAUAAGCCCCUCCAAAAAUAAGCCCCUCAAAAAGGGCCGUUGAAAAAUAUAAGCCCGGGGCUUAUUUUCGGAAUUUUACGGUAUCUUCCGGUAUCUUUAAUUUAAUUCCCUGAUAUGUUGUGGUGUGCAGCAGUUAUGGCUGGCUGAUGAAUUUUCUUACUGUGGACUUACAGAGACUAGUAUGACCAUUUAAUUAAACAAUAAACUUUCUCUGAUAGACACUCCUGAAGGUAGACAUCAGAAUAAUGCAACAACCUCAAAUUACUACGUUGAUUUGCCAUUUUGAGCUAUAAGAAUAACAAUGCACACAAUAUUUCAAUUAAAUCCAUUUUUUAAUAUUCCCACAUGAGUGACACAGUUUGUUGGGUGGCCUGUGUAAAAAAUAACACUUGAGUAGAAUGAGGAAAAAACAAUUAUGAUUGAAAUAGUUUUUUUCGUUUCUUGUAUUCCAGAAUUUUAUGAUUCAUAAUGGACUAUGACAAAUGAGUUUAUUGAAGAGAGCUGAUCAUAAUACAGGGGGCAAAGAAAAUCAUUUUUACAGCUUGCCAUUCGGGCAAGCUGAAGAAAGCAUUUACUAGUGCAAACGUCAUUUCAACUAGCCCCAAAAGCUUUCUGACGAGCAGAAUUGAUUUCACAGUUCUUCCUCAGUUUGAAUUCCUCAAAAAUCAUUACUUGCCCGUCGGGCAAGUUAAGAACAGAAUUCACUAGCCCGAUAGCAAAGUCCACUAGUCCCGGGCUAUCGGACUCCACUUUCUUUGCACGCUGAUAAUAGCAAGUCUGCUCUUAUUAAAACACAUCAACUAAUAAAAAUAUUCAGAGCACCCUUCCCCUGUGACACAUUUUUGUUAUCAGAGCAUGUAUAUUUAUAUGGAAAGGUAUUAAAAUUUCACUUCCUUAAAAUGAAAUUUACAUAGUUUUUUUUUCUAUCCUAAAAUAUACAUUGUUAAAAAUUAUUUAGUCCUGAUGAUGCAUGCAUUUAUGACAGUCAGAUAUGUUGCGGUGCUAUUGGUUAUUGGUGUUCAUGGCUCCACUCUCUGACUAUGUGUGGUCAUUGAAGCCUUGUCCAGGUGACACUAGGGGUGACAGGUCAGUUAUUAUUAUUAUUGUUAUUAUGUCGUCGCUGUUGUUGUCAAAUUCUCCUUAGCUUGAAUUAGAGCGAGACCUAAUUAUUAUAAAAUGGAAACGAAGUACAUGCAGAGGGAGUAAAACUUACCAGUAAUAAAUUAUAUGUAUUUUCAAGUGAAAUAAUCACCUUGUUGUGACCUCUCCCCAUUAUUAUUAUUAUUAUUUUUUCUGCCUAUUAUGGUAAUUAGUGGGGGCAUAUUGUUAGCAGUGGAUACAAAAAUAAUGAAAAUGAUAUGAGUCAUUUUAUGCAAUAAAGGAAUUUCAAAUUUAAUAUUUCAAACUUGCCAGACCUAAGCCUGCCUAAUAUCCUAUCAUGAUGGCUUUGGCUUUGUCCUGAUAUGGUUUGCAUGCUUAUUACAAAAUUGCUUUGAAUACUAGGCGUUGCAAUCAUGACCCCACACACAGAGUCUGUGCCCGCAUAGGAGUUACAGAUACUUCAUUUUGGAAAUUCACAGGACAAAGUUCAUGGUGUGGAUCAAUUAGUGAGUAUAAUAUAGCUUGAGCUAAACCAAAAAAACCCACGGUAUGGUCUACACAUAUGACUUCUCAGAGACUUAACAGUAUAGAUCAAGACACUAGAGUAAUGAUAUUUGUUACAGUAAAUAAUUAUUGGUUCAAACCAAUCAGUUACCGGUAACUUAAAUUUGAGAUUAAGAUUUUCUAAAAGUAAUCCUUGUCAAGAUCCAGCACUUUGCAUUGGGGUGACCAUCUUGGAUUCAUAUGUCCUAAGUCUAGCCUGGGAAGGAGUGUCAAAUGUCCUUAGGAGGCAGGGGACGGCUUGGGAGGAGGCGAUACCCUUCCAUUAUAAACCCUGGCGCCCAACCCCUUGGUACAUAUGAAACCAAGAUGGCUACCAGUAGGCAAACUGCCUGAUCUUGGCAGUCUUACAGAAAAUUAGGGGACUUUGGACUGUCUUAAAUCUUUGUUCUUGGAUUAAACAACAAUACACUGUAUGAUCACUCUUAAACAAGAACGCCCUUCCAGCGGGGUUAAACUCUCGCUUGCUUGGAGAUUAGAUCAAGAAAUGAGGAUAAAUGUAUACGAAAAUUCAAGGGCGUCGAUUCUAGAGAAAUUACAUCAUUUGCCAUAGAUCAAAAAAGUGAGUUACAUGGCACGUCAUUUCAAUCAUCGCUGAAAAUAAACUGCAUGCUCAUCACAAGACUCAUUUGCAUACAAUGAAAGUUUACAACAUGCGACCAGUUAGUCUUUUGCUAAUUAAGAUUCUUCUUUUUUUUUCGACCACCAAAGUGUUCACUUGUUCCAAAGUAAUCAACGCGUUCAAGCGAUAGAAUUCAUCGACAGACCCAUUCCGGAAAAGCUCUAAACCUAAGCUUUCUUCCCAAAACAUGCGUGGCUUCGGUCACGCAACAAUACUUAUUCCCAGUUUCCAUGGUCUCCAUUUGGAAUGCCUGGGACCACAACAGUCAUUUUGUGUACUAAAUACAAAGAAAAAAUACCGCUUGCAUAUAAUGAUUGAGUCUUGCUGCUUACACAAGCAAGACUAAUAAGAGUAGCAGAUCUUGGAGAGCUGCUCAUGGGAUGGCAUCUGGCCUCUCUGAAUCUUACAGUCCACAGUUGGAUUAUAUAACCAAAGCAAUACAUUUGUUUGUUUUCUUAUACAAUAAAUACUAUACAUCAGCAAGUCUUUCAAUUAACAUUUCUCUGUACUCAAAGUUAUUUAAACAUUCAUAAUGUUGGUGCCUUAAACAAGUGAUUUGGUUUCCUUUGAUUUGUUACCACUUUUACAUUUUUAUGUUAUGUACAUGUAGGUGAUUAUGGUGAUCAAAAUGAUGGCAAACCACUAUGUCCACCAGAUAAGCCCACCUGGUGUAUUUGCAAGUGGGCAACUGCCAGUUGGAUCAAGGGAGAAGGAUGCAAUGAGGUUCUUGUUAUUUUCUAUUCAAUUUUAUAAUAAUUGGGUCGCAUGUGUAUAUGAAAAAUAAAAAUAAUAAUGAUGGUGAUGGUAAAUUAAAUAUAAUGAUGAUAAUGGUCAGUGUUAGUGCUCUGACAAAUUUGUGUAUAUAUUUAUAUCUGUAAAAAUAUAUGUAAUUAUAAUAAGAAGUGGAUUUAAAGUGAAUAACAAAAAAUUCAUGGCUUGUGGUCAACAAAAACUUGGAAAUGAACUUGCAGUUAAAUUAUUCAGUGUGUCGGUUUCCCUUGUGGUUCAUUAAUGCUACUGUUAAGAUUAUUUUGUUUAUCUUUAAAAACAGAAUAUCCAGUUUGAUUGUGAAGCCACUGAUGUAUGUGACCUAAAGGUAAAUUGCCAUAAUAAUUUUUGUAUCCCUUUAUACUUUCUUUAUUAAAAUUAAGAAAAUUUGGAGAAUAUCACAUUAUGUCCUUCCAGUAAAGACGUGCAUCAGCAUCACUCUUUAUACUUUCUUUUUCCAAAUUAACAAAAUUUUGAGAAAAAUUCGCAGGAUAUCACAUUGUCCUUCUAGCAAAGACGUGCAUCAUGUUAUAGAACAAGACUUAGUAAUCUGUCAAUUUAUAUAUAUAUAUAAAAAAAAACAUAAAAACAACUCCCUUAACUCUAUUAGUCCUAAUUAUGAACAACCUCAAUAGAUCGUUUUCAGUCACGUGGUCAGUAGCUUGGCAAAUUGCUUGGAAUGAAAGUAAGUUUUAACAUGUGAAAAGAGUACAAUUCCCACAGGAUUUUUUUGGUGGACAAACAUGGCUGCCGAUUCAUUGUUUUGUACACAAAUAUGGCUGCCGUGACAUCCGUGUAAAAAUGAUCUUUUUUCUGCUUACAGUAGUAAUAGAGAGGUUAAGCAUCACGUUUACGUCAAACGGCAAAUGUGAAUUUGUACCACAUGAUCAAGUUUCCGUCUGCUUUGUCAUUUACUGUUCAUCAUUUCUACACAUAAAUUAGUAGUUUCAUGCAAUUUUUUAUCCAUAAGAAUUUUUUUAGCUCUUUUUAUCUGCUCAUUUUCUAUUUUGAGAAAUUCUCAGCAUGAAUCUGACGUUUGCCGUUUGCGGAAUCUCUCUAAUGAUCAAGAGAAAAAGUUAUGAGAAUUGAUGAAAUGAUGGCUGAAGGGGAAAUGAUUUUAUCUUUUACCAAAUCUUGAACAAAUGAUACAGAUUAGUCUGUAUGUGGAUACUGGGGCUUAAAGUGUUAAUUGACACCACAGAUGUAUUUGAGAGGUAGAGAGGAACAAUUGUGUUAAGUAUAGUCCCCUAAGCAACUAUCUCUUUGUCAACUUUCCAGGCCAGUUACAAAGAUUUUAACGUCGAUUUGAAGCCUGCUCAUGACUGUAUGAUGGUGAAGUGCAAAAAAGAGUGGGAGGCCUGUGGCAAGGCUGCUCAAACUAGAUCCUAUCAAGGUCGAGAUUUGUUGGAAGUUUGA